AUGUCCAACUUUAUCGAAUAUCAAGUGAUUGGACGACAUCUCCCAACAGCGGAGACGCCAACGCCAAAGCUUUACCGCAUGCGCAUCUUUGCUCCCAACGAAGUGGUCGCAAAGUCUCGUUUCUGGUACUACCUCCGUCAGCUACACAAGGUCAAGAAGGCGUCUGGAGAGAUUGUCGCGUGCAAUGUCAUUUCGGAGAAGAAGCCUCUCAAGGUCAAGAACUUUGGCAUCUGGAUUCGUUAUGAUUCGCGAUCGGGAACGCAUAACAUGUACAAGGAGUAUCGAGAGCUGUCUCGCGCGGCUGCUGUGAGGUCGCUCUACCAGGAUAUGGCUGCUCGGCACCGUGCCCGUUUCAGGUCGAUCCAGAUUCUCCGUGUGCAAGAGAUUGAAAAGACGGAAGAUGUCAAGCGACCGUAUAUCCGUCAGCUUUUGGUGCCCAAACUGCGAUUCCCACUCCCUCACCGCGUCUCCAAGACCAAGUCGACAUUUGUGGCACAGCGUCCAUCGACAUUCUAA
This is a messenger RNA of Serendipita indica DSM 11827, 516 nucleotides long. NCBI's taxonomy places the organism in Eukaryota, Fungi, Basidiomycota, Agaricomycetes, Sebacinales, Serendipitaceae. The record is from the annotation of a GenBank genome assembly.